This is a messenger RNA of Pyricularia grisea, 3388 nucleotides long. RefSeq lists its product as uncharacterized. Gene Ontology annotation, biological process: transmembrane transport. The record is from RefSeq and is a predicted model, not a curated record. Gene Ontology annotation, molecular function: transmembrane transporter activity. NCBI's taxonomy places the organism in Eukaryota, Fungi, Ascomycota, Sordariomycetes, Magnaporthales, Pyriculariaceae. The coding region runs from base 474 to 2267 and encodes 597 amino acids. The transcript has 2 exons.
AAACUCACGUAACCAACCUAUCUGAGCUCUGAUGGAUCGGGUGUGGGAGUUUGUGUGUCUGCAUUACUUCUAAGAACCUUCUCUUCUCCGCCGUUUACGAGCCGAGGCUUUUGCAAACAGUCUUGUUUUUCUUAGCGUCCGUCUAUGUUUGUUGUUCUCUGACUUAAACUAGGUGUUACCUUGAACCUAUUUCGAACACCCCAAAACCAUCUCAUCUCACCUGGCCAUUAUUACGCCUUCCGCGCUAGGCUCCAUACUACCCACGAUCUGGCUAGGCUUGGGCUGUCUACAACCUAAUCGUUAGAGACAAAGGGGAGAAAAGCUCGAAAUAUUUUUUUUGGCAGUUAUUUUCAUUAUCCCAAUUUUUGUUUUGUUUUUUUGUUUAUGGUGCCUUUUCUAGUUGAAAGGGUCAAGAGGGUAAAAAGCGACAACCAGAGGGAAAUUUCAAAAACGGCAACAAAGACAAAAAGAGCAUGAGGCUCUACCCUCGUUGGCCUCUCCGUGUGGAGACGACAAGCAGCUACGCCGGCGUGCUGAUCCCGCUCGAGGAGGCCCACUUGUACAGCCACUCGGCACGCAGCGGGAGGACCGAGUACGAGGAGCCGCCGUCGACUGCCGACAACAAUGACGACGAGGCCGGAGGGAAGCGCGGCGACGGCGGAGAGGAGGCGGGCAUGCUCGAGAUGCGGGCGGCAGAGUACAGCAUCGAAGGUCUGAGGCGUGAGGUCCGGCUGGGCGGCGGAGGAGCCCGGCCGACCGCCUACGAGAUGAAGUCCAAGCUCAUCAACAAGGCCGUCCAGGAUAUCGGCAUGGGUCGGUACAACUGGCAGCUGUUUUUCCUAUGUGGGUUUGGCUGGUUUGCAGAUAAUCUGUGGAUGCAGGGAGUCUCCCUUCUCCUACCCUCAUUAUCGGCCGAAUUCGGCAUCUCGGAAAAGACGGUCCGCUACACGACCUCGACCCUCUUCCUCGGCCUCUGCGUCGGUUCCUUCACAUGGGGAAUCGGCUCCGACAUGAUGGGCCGACGCAUCGCCUUUAACGCGACGCUCUUUAUCACGGGCGUGUUUGGCAUCCUGGCCUCGUACGCCCCGUCGUGGGGCUGGUUGUGCCUGAUGCUGGCAGCGCUGGGUUCGGGCGUGGGCGGCAACCUGCCCGUCGACGGCGCCUUGUUCCUCGAGUUCCUCCCCGACGCCAGCAGCAGCCUGCUGACCCUCUUGUCCGUCUGGUGGCCCGUCGGCCAGCUCUGCUCCAGCCUGUUCGCCUGGUACUUUAUGGCCAACUGGCCCGUUGACCAGGGCUGGCGCUGGUUCGUCUUUGCCAUUGGCGUCGUCACCCUGCUCAUGUUUGCCCUGCGCUUCUUUGUCUUUAACCUGUUCGAGUCGCCCAAGUUCCUGCUCUCCAAGGGCCGACAGGGCGAGGCCGUCGCCGUCGUCCACGGUCUCGCCUACCGCAACGGCGUCAAGACGUGGCUGACCGAGAAGAUCAUGGACGACGUUGCCGACGACGACGAUGACGACGAUGACGCCUUCGAGUCCUCCAGGCGGCCUACUCUCGACACCACCUCUGUCCUGCGCGCAAAGCUCGCCUCCUUCUCUGGAGACCGCAUCCGCCCGCUGUUCAGCAACAAGACGCUCGGCCUGGCCACCGCCAUCAUGUGGUUCGUCUGGGCCACCAUCGGAAUGGGCUACCCGCUCUUCAACGCAUUCCUCCCCCAGUACCUCUCCCGCGGCGUCAGCGACUCCACCAACACCCCCGCCGUCAUGGCCGCCCGCGCCGACGCUCCACAGCAACCCCAAGCCAUCUCGGCCGAGACGUACCGCAACUACGCCAUAACCUCCAUCGUCGGCGUGCCGGGCUCCCUGCUGGCCGCCUACACGGUGGACCACCCGUCGCCGCUGCUGGGCCGCAAGGGCACGCUCGCCAUCUCCACCUUGGUGUCGGCCGUGUUCCUCUUCGGCUUCGCGACGCUGGGCACGACCCCGUCCGCGCAGCUGGCCUUUUCGUGCAUCGAGGCCUUUUCGCAAAACAUCAUGUACGGCGUACUGUACGCCUUUACGCCCGAGAUCUUCCCCGCUCCCGUGCGCGGCGCCGGGACCGGAGUGGCCAGCUUCCUCAACCGCGUCGCGGGCUUGCUCGCCCCCGUCCUGGCUGCCAAUAUUCCAGGGGACGGCUCCACCGCCCCGAUCUACCUCUCGGCCGUGCUGAUCCUCGCCGCCUUCGUCGGCAUGUGUCUCAUCCCCAUCGAGACGAGGGGGAGGCAGAGGCUGUGAAAAGAGAGGGGGGAAGUAUACGGGGAGAUUAAAGAGAACGGAUAAAGGGGGGUCCGAGAGAUGUUGCUGGUAAUGCCUUUUUUUUUUGUUCAUGCCACUGCCAUGUAGACUUGUGUUGUUACACGUCUUGUUCUUUUUUUCGUUUUUCUUUUUACAGUCAGGCUCUUCUAACCUUGUUCAAAUAUCAGUUGGACAACAGAUUUCUGUAGUUUCAUGUACCUAACAAAAAACACUGGCUUCGGAAAUGUUUCCAUUCCAGCUUUCUCUGUAAAAACAAAACUCGGUCUAUUGAGUGUAAUCUGCACGCAGAAAAGGUUUAACCGUGUUCGCUAGUUGAAAUACAGACGACUAUUCCCCUCUUGUAGCGCUAAUAGCAGCCACUAUUCUCUGGCAAAAAAGCAGAAGCCACGGUCUGUAGAAAGACUAACAUCAAACCACCCAGGCUACAACAGCCAACACCAUUCCCAUCCAAGAACGCCGUCAGUCCUAAUGGCAAGCAAAUAGUCCAUCAUCACACUCUCAAAACACCGCUGUCAAUACAGACCACUAAUACAGAGAGGCCAUCACAGAAAAACCGGCUGAGCAGUAACACCGCUCACCUAAAGCAUCUCACCAUCUCCCUCCUCAGCAGCGGCCACGUCUUCAUCCUCAUCCCAAUCUACUUCGUUCUGCAUCGCCUCUGCCUGCCUCUGCACCUCGGCCAGGCCAGACAGCUCCAGCACGUAAUCCUUGUCUGACAGCGCCUUCUUGACAAACUCCCAUCCGUCUGACUUGUACGCCCCGACAAUGGGCGAACUGCACGCACUGCAGUUCGGGUAUGACUCGCCGCUGAUGAUCAUAUUUUGAAAGUUGGCCAAGAAACCACGGACCUGGUGAGGCACUAUGCCGAGGGCAUGGUCUGGCGGGUCGCGCUGGUACUCUGGGUUACUCGGCGGUCCUGUGGGCUUGGGAGCGGGUGCGUGUUCCCUCUGGGGGUGUUGGAGCACGCUUGUGAGCAUCUCAACCAGCAUUGCUGAUGCAAUGGCGGCGACUCCGGGCCGCGUUACUGUGCACUGCUGGUCUAGUGUCUGGUCCUUCAUUGACUAUACGAUAUUGUGUCAGUAGAGCGUUCCACAUGGAUA